Molecule: messenger RNA, 1287 nt
Organism: Penicillium roqueforti
Lineage: Eukaryota; Fungi; Ascomycota; Eurotiomycetes; Eurotiales; Aspergillaceae
Exons: 1
Coding region: 1-1287 (428 amino acids)
Source: RefSeq, a predicted model, not a curated record
AUGGCACGCGCCGACGAUUCAUACUCCCGCGAGUCGGCCUUCCCUGUCAUGAAAAACCGACUGGCGGGUGAAUCUGGAUCCCUCCAGCGCCCUGUAAAGGCGAGACCAGGCAUUGAAACCGGACGGGCUACCUCCUAUAGGUUUCCGCCUCGAGAUCUCAACAACUCCCAAGAUCAAUUCCCAUUCGAGGUUGCCGACAACUCGCACUCCCCUAUCAGUCUCAAGAAGCGCAACUCCAUGGCUUCAGGCAUGGCUAUGCAUGGUACCACACCGGGCGAACAACCGUGGAAUUCGGAACAGAACAUGAAUAUAUCCUCCGACGCCCUCGACUCUCGCCCUCACAAAAGCAAAUCAAUAAAACCCAAGGUCCACAUCAAGCCCAUUCUGCGGAAACUCUCCCGAGAUGAUGCGCCGUCGACCUCGAUUGAUUUGUCCCGAUCGUCCACUGAACAAGAGGGGCUGGGCAUUUACAUGAACCUCGAGCGAGAGUGCCCACGCAGCGAGCCCCUCGCAGGUGUGAAUUUUAAGAGAACAUCCUCCGGCCUUCACCAUCGAUCGGCCAGUGGAACAUCUCAGUUCUCAAAUGGCUCAGGCUCCAGUGCGACCAAGCCCGGAUCCCAGUACGUGCAUCCCAUGCGACAGACGCCUCGAGCGUACACUCCACCAUUGGGCCGGUCCUACGAGGACUCAAACCGGGAUAGCGAAGAACUUUAUGAAAGCCCCGAGUCGGAACCUUCGUCUACACAAGAAUCCCGUACUUCUUCAGGCCCGGCCCUUCCCCGGCUGUCAUUGCAGAUUCAAGAAGAUUCUUUCACUCGGCUCCCCGGGGUUUCACAGACCAACGUGACCAGUCGACCGUCCUUUGGGUACUCGCGGGAGGCGGAUGGAACUACAUCCCCGUUGUCUAGAACGUCUCUCGACUUCGUUUUCCGAUCUCGAACCCGUACUAGCACCGAUCCUAUUUCGCGUGCAGCCACAGUUCAGGCUGCCCGCCAGGCAUUUGAGGAAAAAGAAGCCGCCAAAAAUCGACGGCUUGAAAAACAACAGAUCAAAGCUGAAGAGAGAGGCCCCCGGCGUCUCUUGAAGCGGCACACGUCGGAAGAUAAUGAGUCUCCUGUGCAGUCUAAAGAGGAGAUUUCUGAAAAGCCCCAAAGACCCGUUUUGCAUGGGACCGAAGAGCCAUCUGCCUCAUGGAAAUCCCAAUCCAAAAGCGCAUGGGUUCUCUUUAUGACCUGGCUUCGAACUAGAGUGUUCAAACUGCGACGGAAGAUUAAGAAACUUCGUUGA